GCUCAGUGUAUGGCACCGCGGGCGCCCAUGGCCUUGGUGGCCUUCCUGCCAGUGCUAGUGCAAGUGUCCAAGCGUGGUUGCCCACCCUGCAGCCUUUCUUCUGCCCAUACCAGAGCUUGCCUCUCCCGGAGCUUCCGGUUCCACUCGACAUGGGUAGAAAAGGCCCACGUGUGCUGCCGGGACCUCUGGACAACUCGGAGUUUUGCCGGGUCGAUGAGUUGACGCCUGGCACGGAUGUGACUGUCGUCGGAGGAGCGCACAGCAAAAUCCUCGGCUACCACGCCAUCAUCUUGAAGAGCAGGGACCAGCAUGCUGCCACUCUCAAUAUAAGGGUGCUGGAGGGCUCUGCCGAGGUUCGCAAGAAGGUCUGGACCAUAGACCGUUCGCAUGUCGCUUACAGAGCCCCCAUGGGAACGGCACAGGACGAUGGACUGGAUGAAGUCGAGGUGGAGGUAGAGGAGGAACCGGCGACCACACAGCCGCGGCAGCCGGUGACCCUGACGUCCAGACUUACCAGGCGACGACUGCAGCUAGCCCAGCGGAUCAGCAAGCCCAAGGAGGAACCGCUCACCAGCCGAGCUCGGUCAAGAUCGCCGCGACGGACACCCCGAGGCCAUGACGAGAAAGACCAGGAAGCCCCCAGCAGGGCCAAAGAGGGCGCGGCCAAGGAGUACGCCAAGCCGAAGCCGAAAAAGCGCCCGCAACCCCCGACUACCUGCACCACGAUCACCUCGGACACUGUGGACGAAC
Symbiodinium sp. CCMP2456 is the source of this 750-nucleotide messenger RNA. Lineage: Eukaryota; Dinophyceae; Suessiales; Symbiodiniaceae. The record is from the annotation of a GenBank genome assembly.